AUGUCCGCCGCCGCGGUCGUCCCGAAGCUCUUCCAGCCAGCCAAGCUCGGCACACGCAUGCUGGCGCACCGCGUCGUCAUGGCCCCUCUGACCCGUUUCCGCGCAAACAAAGACCACAUUCUCGGCGAGAUGAGCCAGGACUACUACGGACAGCGGUCGCAUACGCCCGGCGGUCUUAUCAUUUCAGAGGGCGCGUUCAUCAGCCCGAAGGCAGGCGGGUACGGCAACGUGCCUGGCAUCUACAAUGACAAGCAGGUGGCGAGCUGGAAGACGAUCACAGACAUUGUACACGACAAUGGUUGUCGGAUAUUCUGCCAGCUGUGGGCUUUAGGAAGGGGCGCACGGGUAGAAGUUCUCGAAGAAGAAGACCCGGCGCUCCCCUACAUUUCAUCAUCUGCCGUUCAACUGACCGGCUUCCCCAAAGUGCCGCGUGCACUCACCAUCCCCGAGAUCAAAGAAUACGUACACACGUACCGCGACGCGGCGCUCAACGCCGUCCGCGCGGGCUUUGACGGCGUCGAGCUGCACUGCGCAAACGGGUACCUCCAGGACCAGUUCCUGCAGGACGUGUGCAACAAGCGCACGGACGAGUAUGGCGGGUCGAUAGAGAAUCGCUGCCGGUUUUCGCUCGAGAGCGUCGAGGCGAUUACUAACGCGAUCGGAGAGGAAAAGGUCGGAAUACGCGUGAGUCCGUGGGGCGAUGCCCAGGAUAUGCACAUGCCGGAUCCGAUCCCGACGUUCUCGUAUCUCAUUUCCCACAUCGCGUUGAGGUACCCCAAUCUCGCAUACGUGCAUGCAGUCGAGCCGAGCGCGAGCGGCGACAUCGACAGGAUAAAACUAGAGCAUGAGUCGAAUGACUUUCUGAGGGAGAUCUGGUCCCCGCGUACGUUCAUCAGUUGUGGAUGCUACACGCGCGAAACCGCGUUCGAGACGGCAGAGAAAAAGGGCGACCUGAUUGCGUUCGGUAGACUGUUCAUUCCCAACCCUGACCUGCCCUUGCGUCUCGCGGCCAAUCUCCCGCUCGUUACGCCAAGGCACGACACAUUCUAUGCUAUCGAAGAUCCGCAUGGAUAUAUCGAUUACCCCUUCGAGGGCGAACCCCACCCAAGCCUCUAUUGA
Molecule: messenger RNA, 1119 nt
Organism: Laetiporus sulphureus 93-53
Lineage: Eukaryota; Fungi; Basidiomycota; Agaricomycetes; Polyporales; Laetiporaceae
Product: FMN-linked oxidoreductase
Exons: 6
Coding region: 1-1119 (372 amino acids)
Molecular function (GO): NADPH dehydrogenase activity; FMN binding
Source: RefSeq, a predicted model, not a curated record